AGCAAUCAUCUUGGUAGCUAAAUGUGAUAAACCAAGAAGAUGGCCAAGAUCAACACCCAAUACUCCCACCCCUCCCGGAUCCACCUUAGGGUAAAGACCUCAGACCAAGAUCUCAAUCGUGCUGAAAAUGGCCUCAGCAGAGCCCACUUGCCAUUCGAGGAGACAUCGUCUGCGCUGCAGCCGGGGAUCGCUAUGGAGACUAGAGGACUGGCUGACUCAGGGCAAGUCCCCUUCACCAGCCAGGGGCUCACCAGGUUGUCGCACCUGGUCUUUUCGCUGCGCAGGUGGGCCACCAGGCACGUGCACCACCAGGACCAGGGACCGGCCUCUUUUCCGGAUCAUUUUCAUGGAGCCGAGCUUAAGGAGGUGUCUAGCCAAGAAAGCAACGUCCAGGCAACUACGGACGUCCAGGAGCCAGAAGACAGAGGGAGAAGCGCCUGGCCCCUGGCCAAACACAACACUAACACCAGCAACAACAAGGAGGAGGAGAAGAAGAAGGAGAAGAAGGAUGGUUUCGUGGUGGACCCCUCCAGCAACCUGUACUACCGCUGGCUGACCGCCAUUGCCCUGCCCGUCUUCUAUAAUUGGUGUCUGCUUAUUUGCAGGGCCUGUUUUGAUGAGCUGCAGUCCGAAUACCUGAUGCUGUGGCUGGUCCUGGACUACUCGGCAGAUGUCCUGUAUGUCUUGGAUGUGUUCGUGCGAGCUCGGACAGGUUUUCUCGAGCAAGGCUUAAUGGUCAGCGAUACUGACAGGCUGUGGCAGCAUUACAAGACCACCACACAAUUCAAGCUGGAUGUGUUGUCCCUGGUCCCCACCGACUUGGCUUACUUACAGGUGGGCAUGAACUACCCAGAACUGAGGUUCAACCGCCUACUGAAGUUUGCUCGCCUCUUCGAAUUCUUUGACCGCACAGAGACGAGGACCAACUAUCCCAAUAUAUUCAGGAUUGGGAACUUGGUCUUGUACAUUCUCAUCAUCAUCCACUGGAAUGCCUGCAUCUACUUUGCCAUUUCCAAGUUCAUUGGUUUUGGGACAGACUCCUGGGUCUACCCAAACAUCUCAAUCCCAGAGCAUGGGCGCCUCUCCAGGAAGUAUAUUUACAGUCUCUACUGGUCCACCUUGACCCUCACCACCAUUGGUGAGACCCCACCCCCCGUGAAAGACGCAGAGUAUCUCUUCGUGGUCAUAGACUUCUUGGUGGGUGUUCUGAUUUUUGCCACCAUUGUGGGCAAUGUGGGUUCCAUGAUCUCGAAUAUGAACGCCUCACGGGCAGAGUUCCAGGCCAAGAUUGACUCCAUCAAGCAGUACAUGCAGUUCCGCAAGGUGACCAAGGACUUGGAGACACGGGUUAUCCGGUGGUUUGACUACCUGUGGGCCAACAAGAAGACAGUGGAUGAGAAGGAGGUGCUCAAGAGCCUCCCAGACAAGCUGAAGGCUGAGAUCGCCAUCAAUGUGCACCUGGACACACUGAAGAAGGUCCGCAUCUUCCAGGACUGCGAGGCCGGGCUGCUGGUGGAGCUGGUGCUAAAGCUGCGGCCCACCGUGUUCAGCCCUGGGGAUUAUAUCUGCAAGAAGGGGGACAUUGGGAAGGAGAUGUACAUCAUCAACGAGGGCAAGCUGGCUGUGGUGGCUGAUGACGGGGUCACCCAGUUCGUGGUCCUCAGUGACGGCAGCUACUUUGGGGAGAUCAGCAUCCUGAACAUCAAGGGGAGCAAGUCGGGGAACCGCAGGACGGCCAACAUCCGCAGUAUCGGCUACUCUGACCUGUUCUGCCUCUCAAAGGACGAUCUCAUGGAGGCCCUCACCGAGUACCCUGAAGCCAAGAAGGCCCUGGAGGAGAAAGGACGGCAGAUUCUGAUGAAGGACAACCUGAUUGAUGAGGAGCUGGCCAGGGCGGGGGCGGACCCCAAGGACCUUGAGGAGAAGGUGGAGCAGCUGGGGACCUCCCUAGAUAUCCUGCAGACCAGGUUUGCACGGCUCCUGGCUGAGUACAACGCCACCCAGAUGAAGAUGAAGCAGCGUCUCAGCCAACUGGAGAGCCAGGUGAAGGGUGGUGGGGACAGCCCCCUGGCUAAUGGGGAAGUUCCUGGGGAUGCUACAAAAACAGAGGACAAACAACAGUGAAAAUGCAGCAUUUGUCUCCUGCUUCACGGGAUCGGCUGUCAGGGUGAGGCUAUGUGGCUGCAGCUGCACGACAUGGAACUUGGUCAGAGUUUAAUUCCAGCUCCACUCACUGAAAGCUGUGUGACUGCCCCAGAGAGCCUCAGCUUCUUCACCUAGAAAAUGGGACUCUGUUUCAGUCCCGGUGAAGUGCAAGGUUUGAUUGUGAGGUCCACACGAAACACUGCACCAGGCAGGGCUUUGCAAAGUGGGAGGUAUCCCCAAUCCAAAUAUAUGCACACAGGACUCUUACUACUUUUUUAUGGAAUCCACAAGAUGUUUUUAGGAUUUUUGAUCUAAUUUUCUUAUAAACGAAAGAUUAUUUAGUCACCUUUCUCCUCCCCAACUUCACUCCACCACCACCUGAUCAUGAGUAUGUAACAGGAAGCUGAACGUGCACAGUAGUGACUCAAAUUCAAACUUACACAAGACAGUCUGAGACGUAUUUCUGAAUCUGUGAUCACCUCGUGUGCUCUUUGGGAUCCUAGGAACCCCCGCCUUUGGGAGUGCUAUGGCAAGUAGAAGUUCUGUAGCAUGGAAAGAGGCUGCCCCACUUGAGGUCACUUCAAAUCUGUGAAGCAAAUCCAGACUCCUUGCCAUCCAGCCACCGUGAAACCAGAAUCUGUUUCACAGAAAAGAGCAUCUCAGUUAGAAGAGACAUCCCCUCCUUCUUGCUUGCCAAAGAGAGAUUCAAAGACAACCCCUAUCCUCUAUCCUUGAAUCAGGACCCUGGGUGACCUAUUCUAACUCAAGGAGAAGAGCUAUGUGCAGGGAGAGCCUUUUAGGUUGAAGGCUAGAAUGGUGUCCUAAGCCAAAAAAGCUGACAACUAAGACUUUUAGAAGACGAGACUAUUAGGCAUGUAUCUCCGCAAACUGCCCCUUUACCCAUGAAAAGGAAGCCUGAGGAUCCCUUGGAAUUGCAUCCCGAGGCAAAGCUUUUAGCUCUGUAAAAGCUUGCAGAUUGCAGAAAUCAGCUUUAAAAAAAAAAAGGAAAAAAACUAGUAAAUAUAACUUCAUUAACAUUUUAUAACAGAUUUAUGUUUUUGAGUUCUGUGAUUGCAAAUUAUGACCGCAAUAUUCCAUCCUUCACUUACGUAACAUGUUGCAAAUUACCCAAAGAUAAAUCUUUCUUCUUUCUCUUUCUUUCUUUCCUUUCUUUCUUCCUUCUUUCUUCCUCUUUCUCUCUCCUCUUUUCCUCCUCAAAAUUAUAUAUUUUAAAAGCCUUAACUAUUAGUUACGCCUGCAUUCAUAUUUGCACAGGAAAAAUAAAGACCUGGAUUUAAAAAUA
Saimiri boliviensis boliviensis (Bolivian squirrel monkey) is the source of this 3448-nucleotide messenger RNA. It is a transcript of the gene CNGA3, whose product is annotated as cyclic nucleotide gated channel subunit alpha 3. Gene Ontology annotation, biological process: monoatomic cation transmembrane transport. The record is from RefSeq and is a predicted model, not a curated record. Lineage: Eukaryota; Metazoa; Chordata; Mammalia; Primates; Cebidae. Gene Ontology annotation, molecular function: cGMP binding; intracellularly cAMP-activated cation channel activity; protein-containing complex binding. Gene Ontology annotation, cellular component: intracellular cyclic nucleotide activated cation channel complex; plasma membrane.